AUGCAACCAAAUUAUCUAGAUCGAUCUGGAUUUUUAAAAACGGGUUACAGGUGUGUUGAACUCCACUCCGUUUCACUCCGUUUCGUUCAACUGUUUAUAGAUUACAGUAGGUUUAUAGGUUACAGGUGUGAUGAACUUCACUCUGUUUCACUCCGUUUCGUUCAACUGUUUAUAGAUUACAGUAGGUUUAUAGGUUACAGGUGUGUUGAACUCCACUCCGUUUCACUCCGUUUCGUUCAACUGUUUAUAGAUUACAGUAGGUUUAAAGGUUACAGGUGUGUUGAACUCCACUCCGUUUCACUCCGUUUCGUUCAACUGUUUAUAGAUUACAGUAGGUUUAUAGGUUACAGGUGUGUUGAACUUCACUCCGUUUCACUUCGUUUCGUUCAACUGUUUAUAGAUUACAGUAGGUUUAUAGGUUACAGGUGUGUUGAACUCCACUCCGUUUCACUCCGUUUCGUUCAACUGUUUAUAGAUUACAGUAGGUUUAUAGGUUACAGGUGUGUUGAACUCCACUCCGUUUCACUCCGUUUCGUUCAACUGUUUAUAGAUUACAGUAGGUUUAUAGGUUACAGGUGUGUUGAACUCCACUCCGUUUCACUCCGUUUCGUUCAACUGUUUAUAGAUUACAGUAGGUUUAUAGGUUACAGGUGUGAUGAACUUCACUCUGUUUCACUCCGUUUCGUUCAACUGUUUAUAGAUUACAGUAGGUUUAUAGGUUACAGGUGUGUUGAACUCCACUCCGUUUCACUCCGUUUCGUUCAACUGUUUAUAGAUUACAGUAGGUUUAAAGGUUACAGGUGUGUUGAACUCCACUCCGUUUCACUCCGUUUCGUUCAACUGUUUAUAGAUUACAGUAGGUUUAUAGGUUACAGGUGUGUUGAACUUCACUCCGUUUCACUUCGUUUCGUUCAACUGUUUAUAGAUUACAGUAGGUUUAUAGGUUACAGGUGUGUUGAACUCCACUCCGUUUCACUCCGUUUCGUUCAACUGUUUAUAGAUUACAGUAGGUUUAUAGGUUACAGGUGUGUUGAACUCCACUCCGUUUCACUCCGUUUCGUUCAACUGUUUAUAGAUUACAGUAGGUUUAUAGGUUACAGGUGUGUUGAACUCCACUCCGUUUCACUCCGUUUCGUUCAACUGUUUAUAGAUUACAGUAGGUUUAUAGGUUACAGGUGUGAUGAACUUCACUCUGUUUCACUCCGUUUCGUUCAACUGUUUAUAGAUUACAGUAGGUUUAUAGGUUACAGGUGUGUUGAACUCCACUCCGUUUCACUCCGUUUCGUUCAACUGUUUAUAGAUUACAGUAGGUUUAAAGGUUACAGGUGUGUUGAACUCCACUCCGUUUCACUCCGUUUCGUUCAACUGUUUAUAGAUUACAGUAGGUUUAUAGGUUACAGGUGUGUUGAACUUCACUCCGUUUCACUUCGUUUCGUUCAACUGUUUAUAGAUUACAGUAGGUUUAUAGGUUACAGGUGUGUUGAACUCCACUCCGUUUCACUCCGUUUCGUUCAACUGUUUAUAGAUUACAGUAGGUUUAUAGGUUACAGGUGUGUUGAACUCCACUCCGUUUCACUCCGUUUCGUUCAACUGUUUAUAGAUUACAGUAGGUUUAUAGGUUACAGGUGUGUUGAACUCCACUCCGUUUCACUCCGUUUCGUUCAACUGUUUAUAGAUUACAGUAGGUUUAUAGGUUACAGGUGUGAUGAACUUCACUCUGUUUCACUCCGUUUCGUUCAACUGUUUAUAGAUUACAGUAGGUUUAUAGGUUACAGGUGUGUUGAACUCCACUCCGUUUCACUCCGUUUCGUUCAACUGUUUAUAGAUUACAGUAGGUUUAAAGGUUACAGGUGUGUUGAACUCCACUCCGUUUCACUCCGUUUCGUUCAACUGUUUAUAGAUUACAGUAGGUUUAUAGGUUACAGGUGUGUUGAACUUCACUCCGUUUCACUUCGUUUCGUUCAACUGUUUAUAGAUUACAGUAGGUUUAUAGGUUACAGGUGUGUUGAACUCCACUCCGUUUCACUCCGUUUCGUUCAACUGUUUAUAGAUUACAGUAGGUUUAUAGGUUACAGGUGUGUUGAACUCCACUCCGUUUCACUCCGUUUCGUUCAACUGUUUAUAGAUUACAGUAGGUUUAUAGGUUACAGGUGUGUUGAACUCCACUCCGUUUCACUCCGUUUCGUUCAACUGUUUAUAGAUUACAGUAGGUUAAUAGGUUACAGGUGUGUUGAACUCCACUCCGUUUCACUCCGUUUCGUUCAACUGUUUAUAGAUUACAGUAGGUUUAAAGGUUACAGGUGUGUUGAACUUCAAUAUCAAUAUUUAUUUUUAAAUACUUUUAAAGUCAUAGAUGCAACCAAAUUAUCUAGAUCGAUCUGGAUUUUUAAAAACGGUAGGUUUAUAGGUUACAGGUGUGUUGAACUCCACUCCGUUUCACUCCGUUUCGUUCAACUGUUUCUAGAUUACAGAAGGUUUAUAGGUUACAGGUGUGUUGAACUCCACUCCGUUUCACUCCGUUUCGUUCAACUGUUUAUAAGUUACAGUAGGUUUAUAGGUUACAGGUGUGUUGAACUCCACUCCGUUUCACUCCGUUUCGUUCAACUGUUUAUAGAUUACAGUAGGUUUAUAGGUUACAGUAGGUUUAAAGGUUACAGGUGUGUUGAACUCCACUCCGUUUCACUCCGUUUCGUUCAACUGUUUAUAGAUUACAGUAGGUUUAUAGGUUACAGGUGUGUUGAACUUCACUCCGUUUCACUUCGUUUCGUUCAACUGUUUAUAGAUUACAGUAGGUUUAUAGGUUACAGGUGUGUUGAACUCCACUCCGUUUCACUCCGUUUCGUUCAACUGUUUAUAGAUUACAGUAGGUUUAUAGGUUACAGGUGUGUUGAACUCCACUCCGUUUCACUCCGUUUCGUUCAACUGUUUAUAGAUUACAGUAGGUUUAUAGGUUACAGGUGUGUUGAACUCCACUCCGUUUCACUCCGUUUCGUUCAACUGUUUAUAGAUUACAGUAGGUUUAUAGGUUACAGGUGUGAUGAACUUCACUCUGUUUCACUCCGUUUCGUUCAACUGUUUAUAGAUUACAGUAGGUUUAUAGGUUACAGGUGUGUUGAACUCCACUCCGUUUCACUCCGUUUCGUUCAACUGUUUAUAGAUUACAGUAGGUUUAAAGGUUACAGGUGUGUUGAACUCCACUCCGUUUCACUCCGUUUCGUUCAACUGUUUAUAGAUUACAGUAGGUUUAUAGGUUACAGGUGUGUUGAACUUCACUCCGUUUCACUUCGUUUCGUUCAACUGUUUAUAGAUUACAGUAGGUUUAUAGGUUACAGGUGUGUUGAACUCCACUCCGUUUCACUCCGUUUCGUUCAACUGUUUAUAGAUUACAGUAGGUUUAUAGGUUACAGGUGUGUUGAACUCCACUCCGUUUCACUCCGUUUCGUUCAACUGUUUAUAGAUUACAGUAGGUUUAAAGGUUACAGGUGUGUUGAACUCCACUCCGUUUCACUCCGUUUCGUUCAACUGUUUAUAGAUUACAGUAGGUUUAUAAAUUACAGGUGUGUUGAACUUCACUCCGUUUCACUUCGUUUCGUUCAACUGUUUAUAGAUUACAGUAGGUUUAUAGGUUACAGGUGUGUUGAACUCCACUCCGUUUCACUCCGUUUCGUUCAACUGUUUAUAGAUUACAGUAGGUUUAUAGGUUACAGGUGUGUUGAACUCCACUCCGUUUCACUCCGUUUCGUUCAACUGUUUCUAGAUUACAGAAGGUUUAUAGGUUACAGGUGUGUUGAACUCCACUCCGUUUCACUCCGUUUCGUUCAACUGUUUAUAAGUUACAGUAGGUUUAUAGGUUACAGGUGUGUUGAACUCCACUCCGUUUCACUCCGUUUCGUUCAACUGUUUAUAGAUUACAGUAGGUUUAUAGGUUACAGGUGUGUUGAACUCCACUCCGUUUCACUCCGUUUCACUCCGUUUCGUUCAACUGUUUAUAGAUUACAGUAGGUUUAUAGGUUACAGAUCGUACUGGAUUUCCAAAUGUAUCGACCAAGAAUCCAAAAUUAACCAUGUUUACAACUCAGAACCAAAAGUAUGUAAAAUUUUAAUUAUUUUUGAAACUUGGAGCCAAGAUCCAGUAAAGUUUUAAUCAUGUCUGAAACUUAAAAUCAAGAUCCAGUAAAGUUUUAAGCAUGUCCGAAACUUAAAACCAAGAUCCAGUAAAGUUUUAAGCAUGUCUAUAACUAAAAACCAAGAUCCAGUAAAGUUUUAAGCAUGUCUAUAACUUAAAACCAAGAUCCAGUAAAGUUUUAAGCAUGUCUGAAUCUUAAAACCAAGAUCCAGUAAAGUUUUAAGCAUGUCUGAAACUUAAAAUCAA
Chironomus riparius is the source of this 4372-nucleotide messenger RNA. The record is from the annotation of a GenBank genome assembly. Lineage: Eukaryota; Metazoa; Arthropoda; Insecta; Diptera; Chironomidae.